Ylistrum balloti is the source of this 1176-nucleotide messenger RNA. RefSeq names its product protein Wnt-10a-like. The record is from RefSeq and is a predicted model, not a curated record. Gene Ontology annotation, molecular function: frizzled binding; cytokine activity. The transcript has 5 exons. NCBI's taxonomy places the organism in Eukaryota, Metazoa, Mollusca, Bivalvia, Pectinida, Pectinidae. Gene Ontology annotation, cellular component: extracellular region. Gene Ontology annotation, biological process: neuron differentiation; canonical Wnt signaling pathway; multicellular organism development. Bases 1 to 1176 code for a protein of 391 amino acids.
AUGGAUGUAACCAAUACAGGUACAUGUAGCAGAUGUAAAACAAUGCAUUGUAGCAAUAUAAAUCCGGAGGGUCGUCGAUGGACAUCUGACCGCUGUGGCCGAACAAACAUCACUCAGUCUUUAUACCAUUCCAAUACGGGGAGGACUCUAACUCUAAUACUUUUGCUGUUCAUACAGUAUUCCUGGGGCAUGAGUAACGAUAUCCUACGGUUAAAUCUACCUCCGGAACCUAACCUCGACCCUAACACUGUCUGUAAAACAUACCCAGCCUUGACUUCCCGUCAGUAUGAACACUGCUUCCAGCACCCGGAUGUGACAGCAUCAGCCAUUCAAGGCAUUCAGGUCGCGAUCCACGAAUGCCAGCACCAGCUAAAAGACCAUCGAUGGAACUGUUCUACAUUGGAAAAGAAAAAUAAGAACCCUCACGCAAGCCCUAUCCUCGGAAAAGGUUUUCGGGAAUCAGCUUUCGCCUAUGCCAUCUUGGCGGCGGGAGUGACACAUCAGGUAGCCAAGGCUUGCAGUAUGGGGAAGUUACAGUCUUGUGGAUGUGACAUGAGGCAACACGGGAAGGUCAAGGACAAAUGGGAGUGGGGCGGUUGUAGUCACAACGUCGAAUUCGGAGAAAAGUUUUCCGCCAAAUUUUUGGAUGUGAAGGAAAGAGCAAAGGACAUUCAUGCCAAAAUAAAUUUACACAACAACAGAGCAGGUCGUUUGUCUGUUAUAAGAAAUGUUCGCCGGAAGUGCAAAUGCCACGGGAUGUCUGGGAGUUGUGAGAUUCAGACAUGUUGGAAAUCUACACCCGAUUUCCGGGAGGUUGGAAUCCGGCUAAAAAAGAAGUAUGACGCCGCGAGAAAGGUAAAGGUGAAUAUUCUCAAUGCGGCCGCAGCGAGGUACCGUCGAAUUAGACGCAACACUCGAAAGUCAGAUCUGAUAUUCUACGAGAGAUCCCCUAAUUAUUGUGACGUCAACCCUCGCGUUGACUCCAUAGGAACCUCUGGUCGACUGUGUAAUAAAACUAGUUCCGGUGUGAACAACUGUCAAACGCUAUGUUGUGGGCGUGGCUACAACACCCUCCGAGUCAAACGUACUGAAAGAUGCGACUGCAAGUUCCACUGGUGUUGUUACGUCGUGUGCAAAACUUGUUCGUACAAUGAAUGGGUGACAGUAUGUAAGUGA